GCUCCGCAUAUCGCCCAGGCCGCUCAGCGGCAGCCGCGGCUCCGCCCGCUGGGGGCGGGACAAGGGCGAUGCCGGGCGCCUCCCGGCCCCGCGCAGCUCCGCUUGCUGCCGCCGCCGCAGUCGCCACCGCAGCAGCAGCCGCAGGUAUGGAUGGGAAGAAAUGCAGCGUGUGGAUGUUUUUACCUAUUGUCUUUACUCUGUUUACGUCAGCUGGAUUAUGGAUAGUGUACUUUAUAGCAGUGGAAGAUAACAAAAUUCUCCCACUAAAUGUACCAGAUAGGAAACCUGGUUCCAAAAGACCACCUUACAUAAGUAUUGCAGGUGAUACACCUCCUGCAAGCUGUGUGUUUAGCCAAGUCAUGAACAUGGCAGCGUUUCUAGCACUUGUUGUAGGGCUGCCCUGCCGUUUCAUUCAGCUGAAGCCCAAGGUGCUAAACUCUUGGCUGAACAUCAGCGGCCUGGUGGCAUUAUGCUUGGCCUCUUUGGGAAUGAUACUUGGCAACUUUCAGCUUUCCAGCGAUGAAGAGAUCCACAAUGUGGGCACAUCACUGACUUUUGGCUUUGGGACCUUGGCAUGCUGGAUCCAGUCUGCCCUCACCCUCAAGAUCAACCUGAAGAAUGAGGGACGGAAAGUUGGAAUUCCACGUGUCGCCCUGUCAGCCAGCAUCACCCUCUGUGUAGUGCUUUAUUUCAUCCUCAUGGCACAGGGCAUCCACAUGCAUGCUUCCAGGAUCCAGUGGGGCCUGGUGAUGUGCUUCCUGUGCUACUUUGGCACUUUUGCAGUGGAGUUCAGACACUACAGAUUUGAGAUUGUUUGCUCUGAGUACCAGGAAAACUUUCUGAGCUUUUCUGAAAGCUUAUCAGAAGCCUCUGAGUACCAGACAGAUCAGGUGUAGCCUGUCCACUGGCAGGGGGGAGGGGAACAGGUGUUGUCUCAUGGGUUGUCUCAUGACCUCAUUUACACGGUUUUGAUGAGUUUGUUUUCAUGUGCAUCAUGAUUGUAUGGCCAAAGGGCUCUGAGGUUGACUGUCUCAUUAAGAGCCAAACAAAAGUAUCUGUCUGCUGGAAGGGGAGUGGAUUCCUUCUCAGUAGCAGCAUGAGAGCACAAGCUACCAGCAACUGUUCCUGAGCGGGUUUUGUCACACUUGUGUUGUUUAAAACAUUCAACAGCCUGUCCUUGCAAUGCCCUUGCAAGACAGGCACUCUGCUGCCUGUUCUGCAGACGAGCAGAUAAAGGAAAUGGACUUCUCCAGGCACCAAGAGCCUUCAGGAGUCACUGGUUCCCAAGUCACAAGGCUGCAUCUUUUGUAUGUUUCUUGCAUUGUUUCUUUGUUGCCAAAUGGUGUAACUUGAUAGGGUGUAAAAGGGGGGCUGUUUCUUCUGGACUUGGAAUUGGGCAGUGAAAGACCUCAACUUGACUGGCUUUUAUGGUGAGUAGGCAGGCAUUUCUUCCAGCCUGAAAGGCAGGUCAUGGUAAAGCCUGGUUUGUGCUGUGAUCCGGAAGUGAGACUUGGCCAAUGCUGCCUUGUAGCUGGGCAGACCAUCCUCAGGCCAGAGAUGGUGCAGUGGUGUGUUGAAUUAAGAUGGGAAUGCCUGUGCUCCGAAGAUUACCCAGAUAAGGCUUCUCUUUGUAGGUGUGUAAUGCUUCCACCACUUCACGUAUUAUAUUUCAAAGCAUUUUUUUGUGUUCACUGAGGGGGAAAAUGUUGUGCUAGAGACACUGGGCUCACCUGCAACGAGAAGAGAACCAUUGCAGGUGGUUCUGGGCAUAGGGUUUUGUUUUGCAUCUUGUGCCCUUAGUCAAACAUGACAUGCUGACACUAGUUAGGUCUAGGCUCUGGACCUCUCAAUGUGGCCAGUUGUCCUGAGUGGAGUCAGCCACAGGUUUAAACAGGCUUCUAAAGUGCAAGGAGGCAGUUCUGCCCUGGAGGCUGGGUCAUGUGGCCUGAAAACUAGAGGUGCAGGAAGGGAAAAGCAAAACCAGAAGGGCUUCUCCCUCCCUGAAACAAGGUUUUCAAACAGAAAGUCUGUUUUUAAAGAAAAGUUCAAAGCCAGUUUGAAAACCCGAUUUUGGGAAUGCUGCUGUUUUGGCUGGGCAGGGGAGUGAUGGGAGUUGCUUCUCAUGAACAUGGCUCUUGUUUUCCUCCAUGAGUCAGGCUCAACUGAAGUUUGCAUCUUGUCUGAGCUGCAGGAAAACAAGUAGAAAUUAAACGUAUCAAAAGGCAUUUGAAGGGGAAAUCUUACUGCACUGUGGCAUUUGUGACAGAGGGCAAAAGACAGGAGGGUAUUCAGUCUUCUGCAAAGAUCAGAGGCCUCUCCUUAAGGAGAAACAGUUAACUGAAAAAAACUUCUGUCACAACUAGUGCAAGUAGAAUGCUUUCAGCCAGCCCUUUACUUUUAUCUUCCCUGGGCCAAAAUUUGUUCUCAGGCAGCUAUGUUAUAAAUCCAAAGCAUCUCCAGCCAACAGUUGUCAUUUGGCUGCUGAACCCUUCUCCUUGUAGCUGUGCCGUCAGUGCACAGGGACUUGUUGAGGGUGGCCCAAGGGCACAGCAGCAUAAAGCACAGGGCUCCCCAGCAGCCCAUCUGGGGA
Messenger RNA from Cuculus canorus (common cuckoo), 2590 nucleotides. RefSeq names its product transmembrane protein 150C (gene TMEM150C). The record is from RefSeq and is a predicted model, not a curated record. NCBI's taxonomy places the organism in Eukaryota, Metazoa, Chordata, Aves, Cuculiformes, Cuculidae.